Messenger RNA from Trichosporon asahii var. asahii CBS 2479, 408 nucleotides. RefSeq lists its product as uncharacterized. NCBI's taxonomy places the organism in Eukaryota, Fungi, Basidiomycota, Tremellomycetes, Trichosporonales, Trichosporonaceae. The transcript is spliced from 2 exons. The record is from RefSeq and is a predicted model, not a curated record. The coding region runs from base 1 to 408 and encodes 135 amino acids.
AUGCCCCAAUCAGGCAAGCUCGUGCAGGCCGAGCGGGCGUUCCGCUGUCGAGACCCUGGCGGCCUGGCGAUAGCGGCCCUGCAGCCCCUGAGUUGGAUUCGAACCCUAGGCAUUCCGGUUUUGCAUUCGGGGGGAGCACGCUCCAUGGGCCAUGGGCAUACAGGCAAGGUGUGGACAGAGAUCAUGGGCCGCGGCGACCACGACAGCCACGACGGCCACGACGGUCUGGACGAAGAACAAGCUCACGCCCAGGUCCACAGGGGCCAGCAGGGCUCUGUCCUUUUGAGGGUACGAGGGUGGCCAGAAGGCAAAAAUCGUGGUAUCCUGACAAGUGUCCCGCGCGACCCGGACCCUGGGGUGCCCUCUUCCAAACCCUGGGCUGAUCAACCCUAUGGCCCUGGUGCCUGA